AUGGCCGAGAAAGAACCCGUCGAGGGUCUACGCGACUCCGAACGGAACAGCCUGUCGACUGGCAACAAUGACUCUGGCACAGACGAUGCAAGCACUUACGAGCUGACUGGGAUUCCGUUAUUCCUGGUCAUUACUGGGCUUGGUCUUUCAAUCUUUCUCAUGUCGCUGGACUCGUCUAUCAUUGCCACGGCUAUACCCCGAAUCACGUCGCAAUUCAACAGUACUGGUGAUAUUGGCUGGUAUGGAAGUGCAUACUCCUUUGCGAUGUGUGCUUUGCAACCUAUCGCAGGAAAGCUGUUUGCAAACUUUGAGAUGAAGCACAUGUUCCUCGCCUGUUUUACCGUCUUCGAGCUGGGCUCAUUGCUCUGUGCUCUUGCUGUCAACAGUCCUAUGCUAAUUGUUGGGCGUGCUAUUGCCGGAUCUGGAGCUGCAGGUUGCUUUACAGGUGCCUUCUGCAUUGUUGCGAUUUCCAUCCCGCUGGUCAAGAGACCUUUCUACAUUGGUAUCCUUCAGUCGACCUUCGGAAUCGCUACCAUCAUUGGACCAGUUUUGGGCGGUGCAUUCACAGAGCAUGUGACAUGGCGUUGGUGCUUCUGGAUCAACCUUCCCAUCGGUGCUGUCACCAUCAUGACAUUGGUCUUGUUUUUCAAACCGCCUCCACGAGGCUCGACGAAAGCUCCCUCGGUUCUUGCUAGAUUGGAAAAGUUGGACUUCCUGGGUUGUUUCCUGUUCGCUCCAGCCAUUAUCAUGAUCUUCUUGGCUCUUCAAUGGGGCGGAUCCGAACACGCUUGGAAGAGUGCCACCAUCGUUGGUCUCUUCAUCGGAGGCGCCGGCCUCGGUGUUGUCUUUGCUCUCUGGCAAAUCCGAAGAGGCGACAACGCCAUGAUUCCACCACGCCUGAUCACUGAGCGUACAAUUUUCUUCUCGUGCUUCAGCGAGUUCUUCGCCAUGGGUGCCGUUUACAUUUCCAUUUACUACCUACCAGAAUGGUUUCAAGUCAUCAAAGGCGCCCCACCCACAAAGUCUGGAGUCAUGUAUCUCCCUUUAGCACUAUCAGAUGUUCUCUCUGCAACACUGACCGGCGCUUCACUCAAGUAUCUUGGAUACCCGAAUCCCUACAUGCUACUCGGAACGGGCCUGAUGAGCAUAGCAACGGGGCUCUUCUCUACCUUUUCCCUGGGCACUCCCCACCAGCAGUGGAUCCCAUUCCAAGUUCUCCAAGGCCUUGGUGUGGGUAUGACCCUCUCAAUGCCUUACGUUGCCACACAAACAGUCCUCAAGCCAGAGGAUAUUCCUGUCGGAACCUCAUUGCUGCAAUGCUUCCAGUUUUUUGGGGCUUCCGUGAAUCUUGCCAUUGCAGAGGCUAUUUUCGAAAACAAACUGGUUUCGCGGCUUCACAGCUGGGGAUUCGAAGAGCUCGAAAUUGAGAAAAUUCUCAGUGCAGGCUCCGCUGAAGCGAGGAGCGUAGUUUCUCCAGAACACAUUCCAGGCGUGCUUGAUGCGUACAACUAUGCAAUCACCAGGACGUUCUAUGUUGCAACUAGUGUUGCUGCAAUUGCAUUUCUUCUCUCGCUAGGGAUCCGCUGGAGGAGUGUAAAGCCAAAGCCUGAGGCUGCUGUCUCUGAUGAAGAAGCUAGGUCGGCAAGUUCGUAA
Molecule: messenger RNA, 1653 nt
Organism: Penicillium antarcticum
Lineage: Eukaryota; Fungi; Ascomycota; Eurotiomycetes; Eurotiales; Aspergillaceae
Product: MDR family MFS transporter
Exons: 2
Coding region: 1-1653 (550 amino acids)
Biological process (GO): transmembrane transport
Molecular function (GO): transmembrane transporter activity
Source: RefSeq, a predicted model, not a curated record